CUGCAAUCAUCACUCUGUCAUCUCACCCCUCAACCCUGCUCUUGCUGCUGUUUUUCAUCGCCUGGUGCGUUGUUUCAUCUCGAUCGCGGUGAGAACCUCGUCAUGCGGCUUUUGGUGUACCUCUGCUGUCCCGAAUUAUCAUGAUAUCGCCCUCCUGACUCUGACACUGGAGCGAAUUCUGGGGGAGGGUCGAGGUCCGGAUUGCCGUUCUCUAGCGGAGCAUGCGACUGGAGAAUGUCGGAGGCCCGGCAAAAGGAUGUGCACAAUGUCUGGCAACUUAUAUCUAACCGCUACUGGGCCGCCCGCCAGCCCGGUUCUUCUCAACAUGACCGACCGACGAGUCCGACCGGAUGGCGCCCCAUCUCCCUCCGUCCCACCUAUCUUUCCCUUAUCGCCUGUAUUAUGCUCUUUCUCCUGGUAGUCCUCGAAGCCCUCCGACAAUAUAGCGACCGAAACGGCGGACUCGUCUUCUUUCAGGAUACCGAUGACGUUAGCAAUUCGCAGUCUUUCUCCUACAACUAUAUCCCCGUCAUCAUCGCCCUCGUCCUUUCCACCCUUUGGUCCUUUAUCGACUUUGAUGUACUGCGUCUCGAACCGUAUUUCCAGAUCUCUCGCCCGGAAGGAUGUCCUGCGACGGUGCUCUUCAUCAACUACAACUUUGGCCAGAGCUUCAUCACUCCCAUAACCUCUGCCAAGAGGCAGCACUGGCUGGUACUGUCGGUCUCUCUGGUCACGCUUCUCAUCCGCAUAUUUCACCCCGCGUUGCAAAGUGCCAUGUUGGAACUCCGGGAGGUUACAAUGUUCGCGGAUGAGAGUAUGAAAACUUGGUCAGAGUUGGUCAAUCCGGCUGCCCAGGCGCGAUGGUUUGCCGCUCAAGAGGAUAGCGAGAGCAAUAGCUUCGACGCGUAUUUCACGGACAGUGUCAACCUACAACAGACUCGCUCGGGAAACUUCGCCGUCGCUCCGGUUCAGAUUCCGCAAAACGACCGCCGCGAGACCACCGUCUGGUCGCUGAACCAAACCAUCUACUGGACCCAGCUGGAUUGUCACGACCUGUUUGUGGAUGCCAACCUCUCUGUUUCCAUCAACCAGACCGAUCAGUGGUUAACUUGGGAUGUUCGUGGAUUGGAGUACUCCUGGCUGGGUGAGGAAUGCACCUUGGACUUCUCAUACGACAACGUGCUUUUCGAGAAUAGUGAUUUUCUGCAAGUUCGAUAUUGGGAACCCACAUGGGAAGACGACCAAUGGACCGCCGCUGAUAAAAGCUUUACCGCCAGCGGAUGCGACGCGAUUGACCUUUAUGGUGUGCUCUUAUCCAUCAAUGCGACAUCCUUUGGCUUGAACUCCAUCAGCGCGCUGGGAAAUGAAUUCACCUCGUCGGCGACUCUGUUUGCCUGCAACAUUGAAUACUACCAGGCCGAAGCGGAGGUUACUAUGCACGCAAACAGCUCAAUUACCAGCACCACCCUGCACAACGACACAACCAGGGAGCUCACCCAGGAACAGUUCAACAUUGACGCAUUUCAAAGCUUCUUGUCGCAUAGAGCUAUGUACACCAGCGACAUGCUCUUUAUAACAACCAAUGAGACGACCGGGGAGCGUACGUUGACCGAGUUGCCGGUGAUCAGCCAGUAUGUUGGGGAACUGGAUGCUGUUUUGGUGCUCGAGACGUCCAAGACGAUGAAUUUGGAUGAGUUUACCGCCAAAGUCAUCAGAGGUGUCAAGCAGACGUUCAUUCUUACCAUGGGUCGAUUAUUCAAUCCUGACAUUUCACCCUCUACUGUCCCUGCUUUGCGGACGACACGGCAGGUUGCAAUCGCAACAGUCUCGGUUGUUGUACGCUGCGCAGAAGCCAUUCUAGGAAUCGGCACCCUGCUCACCCUCAUCAUGCUCCGUCAUUAUCAUAUCCGACCCAACAUUCUCCAAAGCGACCCCGGCUCCAUCGGGGCCAUGUGCAGUAUGCUGACCGAUGUGUUUGGCCCCAACAAUAUCCUUGCCCAUCCUCGCUUUGACUUUCACCAGUUCUCGACCCGACAGCUCCGCCGCCUCCUGCGACACUGCCGGUUAAAAUGGUUCCACAGUCCUCUUGGGAGCCGCCUCGAGAUUGUGACGGCGGAUGGCUCACCGGUGGUCCUGGACGAGCGGAUGCGGACCCGAGCAGACCCCAGACCGCACUUCCUCAUCAUUCCGAUCUUCAUCAUCGAAUUCCUUCUCCUUAUCGCCGUCAUUGUUCUUAUGAGCUUGGUCGUCUCCUCACUUGCCAAAGACGGCGGCUUUCAACACCUGAACCAGACGAGUUCGAGUUUUCUGCAAGUCGUUCUCUCGUUCCUCCCGUCCGUCGUGGCCUCGGCAGUGGCCGCCCUCUGUGUAUCUAUACACCGAAACCUUAGCGUCCUCGAACCAUGGGUUCACCUGCAACGUGGCAUGGCCAGCGUGAGCACGUCAUUGACGAUGAACUACUCUUGCCAGAACCCGUGGACAGUGUUACCAAAAGCAGCCAGAAACCGGCACGUCCUCCUACUUCUCGUUUCUUUUGCCUGCAUCGCCAAUACAGUUCUCACCGUUGUUGCUGGUGGUCUGUUUACACAGCAGCUGACCGACUCCGAGUCUGCAACCGAUAAGCUAUUUGCGAAUUACAGUCAUUCCGUGUUCCGACAAAACGACUUCGCGGCAGACUUUACCGAGUAUGAUCUGAUUCAAACCAGCAUCACCAGUGGGGUGCCGUUGCUCUCGUGGACGAGCACAAAUACCUCUUUCGCUCCUAUUGCUAUUCACGACCCCGAUCCAGACUCUUCAUAUAAAGCUACAACACUGGGAAUUGGCGCCAAUCUCGACUGCCGAGUGCUAUCUAUUCCCGACAACCUGCAAAUCCUUGAAGACGGCCCGUACUGGACAUACAGCCCCACCAAUGCGCCGGACCAGGACUGCUGGGUCAAGAUGACGCCGCCGCGAGACCCGACUGAUAGAUUUUCUUUAUCAAUAAAUUUCUUUUCUCCGGCCGCGACGGACGAAACAGACAUCUGUCAAACAUCAACCGUCCUGGUUGUGGGUCGGUGGAACUACACCGCCGCGUCGGAUAUCACCAGCAACAACACCGUCGCCCUGCAAUGUGAGCCAGUCCUCCAGAUGAACAACUUUUCGAUCCUCUUCGACCAAAGAGGCCAGAUCCAGGACUAUUAUGUGAUUCCUGAUACUGAAAUCACCGGUGGCACCAUGUACAACAAUGCGACCAUCAGCCUUGGCCAGUUCAACAAGGUGUUUGCUGCUAUACCCCAGAGCUUCUACGGCGAGGACUCUGUCAAUUCGAGCUAUACUGCAUCGUACGACUGGGCAGGAUUCCUUGUUUCCGUUCUCUACAAACGCGACGUGGCUCCGAUUACUCACCUCGACGCAGAUCGGUUGAUGGAUCUUUCACAGACUGUAUACCAAUGGGUAUAUGCGACAUACUUUUCGCUCUGGCGCGAGAUCUACCUUUUACCGCUGCACGAUCCACCCGUUGCACUGGACGCUACAGUUAUCUGGAGUGCGUGGCGAAUGGAACCGUCCGAAUCAUCCCUUUUCAUCGCAAUGACAAUCAUCGCCCUCGACACCGUGAUUGUCCUGAUCGUUUUCGGUAUGCGCCGCGGCCGAUUCAAGGGACCCCGCAUACCGCGCUCAAUCGGCUCGGUAAUCCCGUGGAUCGCCAACAGUCGCAUGAUCGACGACUUUCGGGGGACGUACAGCUGGACGAACGCGCAGCGCCAGACGCAUCUGGAGAGACUCGACAAGCGGUAUUCGUUCCGGCUGUUUCUGCGAGAGGAUAACCAGUGGCGGUUUGCGGUCGAUGAGGAGCCGCGGAUGGUGUCUGUAAAGGUGGAAAGUACGCCCCCUACCGAAGGAGGAGGGGGAGGAGGUGAAGCGGGGAUGACGGCGAUGAAGCCGCCGGAGGAGAUAGAGCUGAGCGUUGUCGAGAAUCGGGGCACGCCUCGCGAGACGCUGGUGGAACCACCACCACCACCAGAAGCAAUGGAGGCAGUGGAGGCUGUGGAGGCCUUUGAAAGACAUGAGAAUCGUGAGCAGGACUCGCGAGCUACGUGAUAUGACAUGACUGUAUAUAUAGAUAUGUGCAAAUAAUUGGAUAAGACUUGUCUACUUACGAGCCCACUUUACCUCUAAUUCCCAAUCAAGGAGUUCACCAGAACCCCUCCUUGCGCUGUCUCUGCAGUGGUCAUCAUGCAUGGAUCUUGACCGCCAGUUCGCAGGACCCGAAGGAAGCAUUCCCUGCACGCGACAAGACAUCCCACUGCACCGGGUUUCGAUCCCGGUUUCGAGGAACGGAGACACGGCUCAUUAUCAAGAAACCAAGUCCAAGGAGCCUUUUCCACUAAUAUGUCUGCAGCAAUCUCGACUGGUUAUACUCCCACGCGGUCAUCGUCCCACCGUACUUGACCUGCUCCCCGUCCCGCACCAGCUCCGGUAUCGCCCCCACCAGCGCCUCCCGGUCCGGCUUGCCAAAGUACGCCACCGAGUAGCGACGCGGCACCUCGUGCGUGUGAAAAGUCCCGCCGUUGCUGCUCCCACCUGCAGCACCACCAGACCCAGACCCGGACCCAGACCCAGCACAAGAACCCCCCUUCAUCUUCAUCCCAACAGGCAGCGUCACGCGGUGAUUCGCCGACCUGAGCCGAUCAUUCGUCCACCGCUGCAGACAGUCCCCAACAUUCACAAUGAGCUCCCUCCCUACUCUCCCCCUCUUACCCCCUCCAUUACCAUCACCAGAACCCGAACGCACCGUCGGCAAAACCGGAAUAUAAACCCCGCUCCGAUCCUGAUCCUCCACCUCGAGCCCCCCAACCCCAUCCUGAAACAGCAACGUGACUGUCCCGAAAUCCGUAUGUGACGAGAUGCGCAUCAUGCUCCCGUCCGCGAGGGCGCUGAGGUCCGCCGCGCACGUCGCGGGCGGGUAGUGGUUGAGCCGGAGCUCGGAGCUAUUCCGGCUGCAGCGCGCUGUGAAGAAGGUGGGCGGGAGGGAGAAGGAGAGGGCGAUUGCGGUUAGGAGGUGUAGGUGGAGGGUUUGGCACGACUCGUAGAAGCGUUCCAUGAAGGGGCGGAAGUGCGGGAGGGUUGUUGGCGGUGGGAAGAUGUUUGGGUAGAGCGGGUCGCAUUGCGGGCCUUGGUCGAAGGAUUCCUGUAACCCAUACUUAGCUGAGCUGGUGGUUGAAAGGGGGAAGGGGGAGAGGGGUUUGAGGGGAGGACCUUGAGGUCAAAAACAGCCUUGCCCUGUCGGAUAACCGAGAGCUUCUCCUGGCCAACGCAGCUCCAGCCUCGGUGCGGGUUCGCUUGCACGGGGUGCGCGGCUUGGAGUUUGUCUUCGAGUGGCAGGUCGAAGAAUUUCUUGCUCUGCGCCAUGAACAUAUUGUCCUGUAACGGUUGGAAUGGACGACUCACCCACUCAAAAACCUCGUCGAGCGUCUCAUCAGGGAUACUAUGGUUGCGGAUCUUGACAAACCCCAACGUCGACAAUGAGGCGUGUAAUUUCUGGCAGAAAGCAUCUUGCUGCGCCUGGCUGCCGUGUGCGAAGUCUGCGAAGUCGAGGACGGGGAUGUCCAUCUCUAACUGAGCUGGUCUGCUGGCUAGCUAGCGAGCGAAGAAGAAAAAGAAAAAUUGACACAAAGUCAAUCCGCAGGGCAAGGGUGAGUGGCUUGUCUUUAUCUCAGAGAGCUAGCCUGCCCGCCGCUAGAUGCAUGACUAGACCGAUAGAGAUACGCAGCUAGAGAUAGUCCGGCAGCGGCCCACCGGCGUUUAACAAUCUGCGGUCUGCCCCUCGGGAGCCGAGACGUUGCGACUAAGACCAGACCGGAUUGACAUUGCGUUCCAGGAAGUCAUGUCCCGAAGGAUUGAUUAUUCUGGGUUGGCGAGGGAGCACUAAUGCACGAUUGUCGUACGAUGGUGAAUAUUCCGUCUUUGGGAUUCUGACCGCAUUAUCUGGGCACUCGGACUCGGGAGGAAAAGGUACUUGGUACAUGCAGGAGAAUGCCAAGUGCCGAGAAUAUCGACACCGACAUAUGGUUCGUGUUUCGCCGGCGAAUGCUUGUGUCUAGGCGCUGCGUCCUGCGGCCACUGGCUAGUGCUUGUGGGCGUUUAGCCUGGGGGUUUGGGGGUGGCGAGAUGGAGCCGUGGGCUUUAUUUCAACUGGUUUCUUUUGCUUAUCAAACGGCGUCUCACAAGGGGGUGCACCACCUUACAUGGCUUCACUUUACCCUGAUUCUCGAAAAACUCUCACGGACCAUAGAAAUCGGCCCACCUCUUAUCUUGGGAUGGUCAUCCCUUAGCCAGAAGACUUUUGCUAAUCCUAGUUCGAGCCUCCGGCUGUUCAAGUGCAUAUGUGGGCCCUCUAGUCUGUUCGAGACCUGUUAUGCUUAUCCAAAGGAACAGCUUGUACUAUCACUAGGCAUGCAUAAGCUCCACACAUUGUCCGUGUCAGCUUCCCUGUUCUCAAG
Messenger RNA from Aspergillus calidoustus, 6479 nucleotides. The record is from the annotation of a GenBank genome assembly. Lineage: Eukaryota; Fungi; Ascomycota; Eurotiomycetes; Eurotiales; Aspergillaceae.